GGCUAGAGCCGAGCCGCCCUCUGUUGCGUAGCGUAACCCGAGUGCGGCGCGGCUUCCUCCCAGUCCCAAUCGUAUCGUCUCCCACGGGCACGAGCGCUACGGCAGCAGCGCGUCUCUCUCUUCCUCUUCCGGUGCUCGUGCUCUCCGCCCUCCGCCUCCCUCGCGCGGAACCCAGGCGGCCCCCGCCGCAGCCGCAGCUACGCAAAGGCGAAUGGUGGCACUUUUACAUUACCUAUGCUAGUUUGCCUCAUGCUAUAUUUCCAAAAUGGUGAAGCUCACUAUGAUAGCACGUGUCACUGAUGGCCUUCCAUUGUCAGAGGGAUUAGAUGAUGGUCGGGAUCUGAAGGAUGCUGACUUCUACAAGCAGCAAGCAAAACUGUUGUUCAAGAACUUGUCAAAAGGGCAGCAUGAGGCAUCAAGGAUGUCAAUUGAGACUGGACCAUACCUUUUCCACUACAUCAUUGAAGGCCGUGUGUGCUAUUUGACUCUGUGUGAUCGUUCUUAUCCCAAGAAACUUGCAUUCCAAUAUCUUGAAGAUCUCAAAAACGAAUUUGAGAAAGUCAAUGGCAGUCAAAUUGAAACUGCUGCAAGGCCAUAUGCAUUUAUUAAAUUUGAUGCAUUCAUACAGAAGACCAAGAAACUUUAUUUGGAUUCCAGAACACAGAGGAACCUUGCCAAGCUGAAUGAUGAGCUCUACGAGGUGCACCAGAUCAUGACUCGCAAUGUUCAAGAAGUUCUCGGUGUCGGUGAAAAACUAGACCAGGUGAGUGAGAUGUCAAGUAGGUUGACCUCUGAUACUAGAAUCUAUGCAGACAAGGCGAAAGAUCUCAAUCGCCAGGCCUUAAUACGUAAGUAUGCCCCCGUUGCUAUUGUGAUUGGGAUAGUACUGAUGCUCUUUUGGCUGAAGAACAAGAUAUGGUGACUUGGUGCAUCCCGUGCUUCCUGAGUUGCCUAUGUUGAUCCUGGUUCAAAAGAUGCUUCGAUGGCUUAUCCCGCAUCUGCCGAUUCAAGCGAGUACUUUAGCUGUCAAAAGCAAAACCGUGGUAGUAGAUAUUCUUGGAAUUGCGCAUUUCUAUUGACCUGAUCUGCAUAGCAGUAUGAUAGUUUUCGUGAGCGCACCAUGUAAGCGUCGGAAAUUUAUUCAGGUUGCUGACACACUUAAUGCCAUGUGUUGUGACACUUUGAGCACAAAUUAUUUAUUUAACAUGGCGGGUGUGCUGCUGGAGCCUGGAGGCAGGCUAUUUCCAUUUACAGAUGCACAAUCUGUUCAA
Sorghum bicolor (sorghum) is the source of this 1271-nucleotide messenger RNA. RefSeq names its product 25.3 kDa vesicle transport protein-like. Lineage: Eukaryota; Viridiplantae; Streptophyta; Magnoliopsida; Poales; Poaceae. The transcript is spliced from 6 exons. Gene Ontology annotation, biological process: vesicle fusion with Golgi apparatus; endoplasmic reticulum to Golgi vesicle-mediated transport; retrograde vesicle-mediated transport, Golgi to endoplasmic reticulum. The coding region runs from base 266 to 922 and encodes 218 amino acids. Gene Ontology annotation, molecular function: SNAP receptor activity. The record is from RefSeq and is a predicted model, not a curated record. Gene Ontology annotation, cellular component: ER to Golgi transport vesicle membrane; endoplasmic reticulum-Golgi intermediate compartment; endoplasmic reticulum membrane.